This is a messenger RNA of Varanus komodoensis (Komodo dragon), 2106 nucleotides long. RefSeq names its product leucine-rich repeat and fibronectin type III domain-containing protein 1-like protein. The coding region runs from base 58 to 1974 and encodes 638 amino acids. NCBI's taxonomy places the organism in Eukaryota, Metazoa, Chordata, Lepidosauria, Squamata, Varanidae. The record is from RefSeq and is a predicted model, not a curated record. Gene Ontology annotation, molecular function: protein binding. The transcript is spliced from 3 exons.
GGUGUCUGGACUCGGUAAUGGACUGGAUGAGGGCCCAUAAGCUGAAGCUCAGUCCUGAUGAGGCGGAAGUGCUGUCGGUGUCCUGUUUACCUUACCAUGGAAAGGCUGGUCCUCUACCUACUAGUUAUGAACACUGCUGUGAAGGCCACAAUGUGUCCGACACGCUGCAUGUGCCAGACCCUGUCGCCCUCCUUCACCAUUCUCUGCACCAAAACUGGGCUGCUGUUUGUCCCUCCCAGCAUCGACCAGCGGACAGCUGAACUCCGGCUGAUGGACAACUUCAUCACCACACUGAGGCGGAAGGAUUUUGCCAACAUGACGAAUCUGAUCCACUUGACACUGUCCCGAAAUACCAUCAGUCAGAUUAUGCCUUACACGUUUUUUGAUCUUAAAGGCCUCCAUGCAUUGCAUCUGGAUAGUAAUAGGCUCACCUAUAUCAAUGAGGACCACUUCAAAGGGUUAAUCAACCUUCGCCACUUGAUUCUUAGUAACAACCAAUUACAUUAUAUUUCUGCUAGGUCUUUGGAUGAUUUCAUUGACACAGUUGAGGACCUGGAUCUAUCCUACAACAAUCUUGUUACGGUUCCUUGGGAAACUAUUGGGAGGCUGUCAAAUGCCAACACCAUCAGCCUGGAUCAUAACCUCAUUGAAGUUGUCCCUGAAGGCAUCUUCUCCAACCUUCACAAACUAGCCCGGCUAGACAUGACCUCCAACAAACUGAAGAAGAUCCCCCCUGACCCCCUUUUUUCCCGCAUCCCGGUCUAUGCCAAGCCAAAGGGGUCCCCCUUGUCCGCGCUGGUGCUGAGUUUCGGGGGGAAUCCCCUGCACUGCAACUGUGAGCUUGUGUGGCUGCGGCGUCUGACCCGUGAAGAUGACCUGGAGACCUGCGCUUCUCCGCCGGAGCUGAUGGGUAAGUAUUUCUGGUCUAUUAGAGAGGAGGAGUUUAUCUGUGAGCCACCCAUAAUCAUCCACAGUACUCCAAAGCAAGUUGUCAUGGAGGGACAGAGCGUGUCCCUGAAGUGCAGAGCUGCAGGUGACCCCGAGCCGUAUGUCCGGUGGAUUUCGCCCAUGGGGAAGCUGGUCACCAACACUUCCCGGACAGUUUCCUAUGACAACGGAACCCUGGACAUUUUGGUGAUGUCUGAGGAGGAAAAGGGCACGUACACGUGCAUUGCCUCCAAUGCUGCCGGAGAGUCAACCGCCCCAGUCGAGCUCCUGGUCAGCCCGCGCCGUCCGCACCCGCACCUCGCUAACAGCACGAACUGUGACAAGGAGGCCGAGCCAGGCCCCUCGGACGUCCUGGUCUCAGCCAAGUCCAUCUUCCCCAAUGAAAGCAAGCCUCGCCGGGAGAGGAGAGUGGCCGUGGCCGAGCUGACCUCUUCCUCUGCGCUCAUCCAGUGGCCUUCGCAGCACCACGUCCCAGGAAUACGAAUGUAUCAGAUCCAGUACAACAGCUCUGCCGAUGACCUGCUGGUGUACAGGGUGAUUCCCGCGGCCAGCAAGUCCUUCUUCCUGACUGAUCUGGCUGCUGGGCGGGACUACGACCUUUGCGUCCUCGCUGUGUAUGACGACGGCGUGACAUCUCUCACAGCGACCAUGGUGGUGGGAUGUGUGCAGUUCACCACAGAGGAGGAGUACAGGCAGUGCCAGUCCCUCCGCGCCCAGUUUCUCGGUGGGACAAUGAUCAUCAUUCUCGGAGGCGUCAUCGUGGCCUCGGUUCUCGUUUUCAUCUUCAUUCUCCUGGUGAAAUACAAAGUUUACGCUGACCAUCACAAAAACAAGAACGCUAAAGUGAUCCACGUCUGUUCUCAGACCAAUGGCAGCCAAGGUGGCUGGCUGGCUCCUUCCAGCUCCAAACCAGCCGAGGGGCUGCAGCAGGACUGGGCAGGCAUGCCUCUCAGGGACCACGCGGCACUCAGUGUGGCGUGCGAACGAGCCACACCUGCAGAAGCGGUGGCUCCGAGCAGUCAGUAGCUGUGUGGAGCCAGGCAAGUGGCACAGAAGAGCAACCUGUGUGGUUAUAUUUUAAGCUUCACUUCUAUUGUCUAUUUUUAAGAUCAGAUGGUUAAAAAACUAUUUUUUUAAUCUGUAAAAGUUCUUGCAUUC